UCCUCUUCCUCCCUCUCCUCGCAGCAGCAGCAAGCAAGUGCACCACCAAGCUAAGCUCUGCUCAGCAUUUCACUCCAAAAUCACCUACACACACAUACCAUGGUGGCAUCGGUGGCCUGCUCCUUCUUCUUCGACGACGAGCUGCUCGGCGAGCACCGCACGGCGGCGAUGGACGCAUGCUCGCUCUGCGCCAAGCCGCUGGCGCGCGACAGCGACGUCUUCAUGUACAGAGGAGACACGCCCUACUGCAGCGAGGAGUGCCGCCACGAGCAGAUGCACCUCGACGCCGUCUGCGCCAAACAGGCCGCCCGGAGGCAGCAGAGAUUCUCGGCGGAGACGGAGUCCCACCGUGGGCAGCGGCAGUCCAGGAAGGUGUCCGUCGCGAGCUAAGCGGCCGGCCUGACCGGCGAAAGUUUUGUUUGAAUCGACAAGAUCUGAAUUCUGAAGAAACAACAUCUGUAUUCUGAAGAACCAUCGAUGUCUCCGUCUCACCGGCCGGCGCCCUAGCCUGGACCGGUGGAGGCACCAGAUGCAGCUUGCCGCCGCCUACGGAAGGCAAGGCAGGGCAGCCGGCAGCAGCAUGACGCGGCACGAAGAAUAGGUGCCUGUAGAUUCCCCUAUGUCCAUGCCAAGCUAAUUAGAGCAUCUACGUGAAUUGAUUUGCUUCGAAACGAAAUACAAAAGGCCAUGGAUCUGAAGAAAGCAAUCAAACAUGAUUCAUAGUAUUUCGUUACUUCCUUUGUCUCAAAAUGAGUGCCACUGAUUUAGUAUAUUUUUAUACUAAUUUGUAUUCCCUCAGUUCUAAAAUAUAGCGCGUCCUUG
Triticum aestivum (bread wheat) is the source of this 822-nucleotide messenger RNA. Its product is annotated as FCS-Like Zinc finger 2-like. The record is from RefSeq and is a predicted model, not a curated record. NCBI's taxonomy places the organism in Eukaryota, Viridiplantae, Streptophyta, Magnoliopsida, Poales, Poaceae. The coding region runs from base 100 to 390 and encodes 96 amino acids. The transcript has a single exon.